GUAAGCGUGUGUGUCUUGGGGAGCAGCUGGCCAGGAUGGAGUUAUUCCUGUUUUUCACCUCCCUGCUGCAGAAGUUUUCAGUUACUGCACCUGCUGGAGAGAAACCCAGUCUGGACUUCAUUUUGGGAGCCACACGCAGUCCCAAACCUUAUCGUCUGUGUGCUGUGCCACGUUAGAGCACGAGUUAUCCUCAGCUGAGCAUGUCUGUUUCUCUGCGCUCUCAAUGACUGUCUUCUGCUAUUGUUUUUGAUGCAAUGCAUAAAGAAUAUCUGCUUUACUGUUCUCUCUGUCUAUCUCUAGCGCUCUAGUGUAAGUAAUUAAUAAGUAAUAUAUAUUUUAAAUUGAAUUUGAACGUAUUUUAAUUUUUGCACGAUUUUUCUGAAUAAAUAUGGACUCACAAAUAAAAUAAUCCUGAUGCAAUAAAUCCACAGACCAUUACAACCUCUCAAGGGAAUCACCAAAACGUCGUACUUAUGAUAUUUUCUCUGCACAUUGGAUUUGUUGAACCUGUAAAUAAUUUAUUUAGAGAUUAUUACACACAUAAAAUACUUUUUUCAAAUGAUCACUUACCAAAAGAAUGAAAAUCUGAAAAUAAUAGCAGAAAACCAGCAAAUCUUCACACAAGUCCAUCUUUGAGAUGAUGGACUUUUGAAAUGUUCUUCUUUUAUCUAUAUAAUUUUUUAAAUGGUUUUCCGUGAGAGAAGUUAAACAGCUGAGAUGCCUUCCUCACCUGUAUAACUACUGGUCAGUGCACCUUAUUGUCCUUCCUUGUCUAUGGAGAUUCAGUACAGCAACUUGUAACUAUUUUUUCUUACUGAUACUUUGUUUAUGCUUUUGUUGUUGAAUCUCACAUGUAAAGGAGAUUUCAAUCUCAAUAAAUUACUUCAUAAAAAUA
Haplochromis burtoni (Burton's mouthbrooder) is the source of this 895-nucleotide messenger RNA. RefSeq names its product cytochrome P450 2J2-like. Gene Ontology annotation, cellular component: cytoplasm; intracellular membrane-bounded organelle. Gene Ontology annotation, biological process: xenobiotic metabolic process. Lineage: Eukaryota; Metazoa; Chordata; Actinopteri; Cichliformes; Cichlidae. The record is from RefSeq and is a predicted model, not a curated record. Gene Ontology annotation, molecular function: heme binding; iron ion binding; oxidoreductase activity, acting on paired donors, with incorporation or reduction of molecular oxygen, reduced flavin or flavoprotein as one donor, and incorporation of one atom of oxygen.